Molecule: messenger RNA, 785 nt
Organism: Microbotryum saponariae
Lineage: Eukaryota; Fungi; Basidiomycota; Microbotryomycetes; Microbotryales; Microbotryaceae
Source: the annotation of a GenBank genome assembly
AUGGUCGCCGCUGCUCGUCGUUUCGUCAUCGCAGGUCAGUCCCCGUUUCCUCCUCCUCGCCGCGGCGUCAACACGUGACUUCCCUCAACUUACCGUUUGUCUCCCUUCUGCCAGGCCUGGGCAACUACCCCUACCCUCUCACGCGCCACUCUAUAGGCCAGAUACUACUCAAAGCCCUUGCCCACAAAGCGUCCUCCCUACCCCACUCCUCCGGAACUCCCCACCUCAAACUCGAUUCCUCUAAACACGUUUGGUCUACGAUCAUCACCGUUCAUUCUCAGAAUGCUGCGUCCGCCCGAGGGGUGGCUUGCCUGCCGUUCGAGUUGAUGUUCUGUCUUCCCAAGAGGUUGAUGAACGUUUGUGGACCUGUGAUCGUUGAAGCUUCGAAGAGUUUUUUGGGGUCGUCGGCAUCGGCAUCGAUGGUGCAUUCGAAAUCCCGAGUGGACGGAUGGAAGAUCUUGACCCUUCAAGAUGAUCUGGAUCUCAAGCCUGGAUCGUUCAAGAUUCAGCGAGGAGGAUCACCAAGAGGUCAUAAUGGAGUCAGGUCCGUCGAAGGCGCUUUGGGCAAUCGGGAUUUCAAUCGGAUACGACUCGGGAUAGGCAGACCAGAGAACAAGGCCGAGGUCGCCUCCUAUGUCCUUGAGCCUUUAGGAAGAGAUGAGGUGCAAAAGAUCGAUUGGGAUGAAGGCACCCAACGGGGCGGAGAAUUGGUCGAGCAGAUUUGGCUCGACGUGAUGCGGAUAGCCCAAGAGCACGCUUCGAACAAGCCAUCAACCUCGACGUGA